Messenger RNA from Akanthomyces muscarius, 1116 nucleotides. RefSeq lists its product as uncharacterized. Lineage: Eukaryota; Fungi; Ascomycota; Sordariomycetes; Hypocreales; Cordycipitaceae. The record is from RefSeq and is a predicted model, not a curated record. Bases 1 to 1116 code for a protein of 371 amino acids. The transcript is spliced from 6 exons. Gene Ontology annotation, molecular function: methyltransferase activity.
AUGCAAAGCCAUGGUCACUACGAGCUGUCGCAGCACGACAGCCAGCGCAAUCCGCAGCGCGAGGACGCUGACGUGGCAGGCAUAUUCGACUUUGACGUGACAAAGAUAUUCGGGCACGACAAUGUCAUUGAGCCAGAAUCCUGGCCGCUAAUUGUUUUUUUCUUCACUUUGAAUCAAAAGGCUUGGAGCUUGAGCGACUCAGCGUCACUGUCAGAGAGCACGCAAGCGUACCCUGAAGAAUUCGGCCGUACUUACCAUGCCUAUCACGCCGGCUCGUACCCGUUUCCAAACGACAUCGCCGAGCAGGAUCGCCUAAAGCUCCAGAGCGACUGCGUGAAGCACCUCCUGGGCAACAAACUGUACUUUGCCCCGCUUUCACGUACGAAUCCGCCUCUGAGGGUCAUUGAUGUGGCAACCGGGCUCGGCGACUGGGCCAUCGAGAUGGGCGAUUUGUUCCCUGGGUCCAUAAUUGUUGGCACAGAUUUGUCUCCCAUCCAGCCAGACGAAGUACCGCCAAACGUUCAUUUCUACGUAGAAGAUGCUACUGACCCAUGGGACUUUACCCACAAGUUCGACUACAUUCACACCAGAAGCACUGUCGGGUGCUGGGGUAACUUUCAGACGCAGAUUGCGCAGGAGGCUUUUGCUUCUCUCGAGCCUGGCGGCUGGUUCGAGUCGCAGGAAAUCGACGGCAACAUCUGCUGCGACGAUGACACCCUAAAUCCCGACGGGGCGCUGGCGCAAUAUUUCGGGGACCUGGUUACAGCCUCGGAACGGAUGAACCGGCCUGCUAUCCUCGGCGCCAUCCUCAAAGAGGCGUACGAGGCUGCUGGCUUUGUCGACGUCCAGCAGAUUCCGCUCAAGAUGCCGAUUGGCGGAUGGGCCAAGGACAGCCGUCUUAGGAGCAUAGGGCUUGCCUGGCAGGCUAAUCUCCUGGAGGGUCUCGGCGGGUUUGCGUAUCAGCUGUUUAACAGAGUAUUCGACAGGACUUCAGAAGAGACCGAGGUACUUCUUGUGAGUGUGCGUAAGGAGCUCUGCGAUCCACGUAUACAUUCAUACAUGCCCGGAUAUGUGGUUUGGGGGAGGAAGCCACACCCCGGGGAGUCUCUUGCCUAG